Messenger RNA from Rotaria sp. Silwood1, 1465 nucleotides. The record is from the annotation of a GenBank genome assembly. NCBI's taxonomy places the organism in Eukaryota, Metazoa, Rotifera, Eurotatoria, Philodinida, Philodinidae.
AUGGAAAGAGAAAAGCAAUCGAUUUCAUCAAUAAGUAAAUGGUCAUUGUUCAUGAAGGAUUUAGCAAUUGCUCUCGAUCUAAUCAAUAUUUUAACGAAUAAAAUAAAACCAUACCAAUGGCCUGAACUAGUUUUUGCUGGAUCGAAAGAGAUUCUAGGUGAAAAACUUACAUUAACGAAAGAAAUGGUUGAAACAGCUCAUACUCAUUUUGAUAGAACUGCUGAUAAACAAGUAAUGAAAUUUAUGAAUCAAAAUAUUAAAUUCGACGAGAAUUCAUCAUCACAUGAAUUUAUUAUCAAUUUCAUCGAAACUCUACCAGCUGAAUCAAUUCCUGAUUCGAUCAAGUAUGCUUCAUUUACUUGCUUAUCUAAUAUACCAUCGGUGUAUAUACAAACACGUGUAAAAUUUCUCUAUUUAUUCAAUAUUUUUCUCCAAAGAACUUUGCCAGACAUAGAUUUUAGCGUAACAUCAGGCAUAGGUUUUAUUGUAGAUCGAAUUCGAUCGGUACGACAUUAUAUAUUAUUUGUAAUAAAAUUUGAAAUAUUCAAUACAGCUUUAACUCGAACUGCCGUUAAUUUGGAGUCAUCAGAAGUAAAUAUAAAAUUCGAUAUUGUAAAAGCUAGUGUAGCUGAGCAUCAAGAAGAUACCAUGUUCUAUCAAGCAUAUAAACAAUUAAAAUCUGAUGCAUCUCGAAUAUUUCGACGAAUGGAGGGUGAACAAGUCUGGAAAGCAACCUAUGUUGGCAUGUUUAGUAACGAUCAAGGCGGACCCUAUCGAGAUUCAAUAACACGAAUAUGUACUGAUUUAUGUAGUACACGAUUACCAUUAUUUAUUCUUUGUCCAAAUGGACGAACAAACAAUGGUUUGAAUCGUGAUCGAUGGAUUCCAAAUGUUUUUCCACCGAAUCAAUCCAUACCAAUUGACAUUAAAAAUCAAUAUCGUUUUGUUGGACAACUCAUGGGUAUGGCAAUACGUACGAAACAAUACUUAGAUGUUCGAUUUCCAAUUUUACUCUGGAAACAAUUGAUACAUGAAGAAGUUACAAUUGAAGAUAUUGAAGCUAUUGACAUUUCAAGUUUUGCAAUUAUCAAUGAAAUGGAAGAAAAUAUUCGAAAAGUAAAAAGUCUCAAUGAAUGUGACGAUGACGGUGUGAAUAACAAUUGUGAUUAUUUGUUUAGUAGUAUUAUGACUGAACUUACAUUUGAUGUCGUUAGUUCGACGGGACAAACCUAUGAACUUAUUCCAGGCGGUUUUCAUAUACGAAUAACUGCUGCCAAUUUCGAAGAUUAUUGUAUGCAUUAUCGCCAAUAUCGUAUUAAUGAAUUUUAUCGACAAAUUGAAUUUAUUCGUCAAGGUUUAUAUAGUGUCGUACCAUGGGCUGAUUUGACUGUAUUCACAGCUCAUGAAUUAGAAGAAGUUGUUUGUGGUAAAGGUUAUAUCGAUAUUGAAAUGCUAAAACGUCAUA